CACAGCCGGGCAUGGGUCUACCCGAGGCAGGUGACACGCGGGGAGGUGGCGGGUGACCAGGACGUGUUGCUGAGAAGUGUGGAAAGCCAGAAGUCUCUUGGUCACAGACACGAGGGUCACAAGGCGGCCCUCUCCCACUCCCAAGGGUACACAGACCAGCCAGAGAGGGACUCCCUGGAUGGGCGCCUCCCAGGAUCCUCCCACGGGGGCACAGGGAACCCCCCACCGCCCCCUGCCCCCCCAUCACCGCCCCCCCCGACAACAGGCUUCAGCAAGGGACCUAACGCUAAAAGUAAGAAGCACAAGAAAUUGAAGCCUGACCGCGACUCCUCCCCCUCCCCCCCAGGCCCCUCCACCCCCUCCUCCAAGAAAGGGGAGAAGGGGGACAAGGGGAGGGGGGAGAGGGAGAUGGAGGAGGGGGGAGGAUUCCGACCCAAGACACAGCCCUACACCUACCUGUGGGUGGUGCUGUCGGGGCUGUACGGCAAGGUGGUGGUGUUGCUGAUGCUGGCUUUCACGCUGACGGAGGCCCUACAUAACCAGGUGCUGCCCUUCACGUUCCAGGGGAUCUUCUUAAUGUACCUGUACGUGGGGUCGAUCCUGGCUAUUCUCUGCAUCUACGUGACAGUGAUCAUCGACAACUGCCCAUCAGUGAGUGCCAGCAAGGAGAACCUCACUAGACAGGACGACGCUGAAGUGGGCUCCAUCACAUCCUUCGGGACACUCAAAAGAGCUCACAUUUCACGUUCAAAGACUUCACGCACCUCUUUUUACCUCCGUGUGGGGGCGCUAGUGUUCGGCCUAGGCACACUCAUUUUCAACGGGCUGGAGAUCGCCAUGCACUCCACCCUGCAGAGCGAGUGUGUGAAGGACGUUGUGUUCGCUCAUCCCAUCCUGCAGGCGCUCUUCACGUUCCUGCAGAUGCACUUCCUCUUCGUCAACUCUGAGGUGAUAGUGGAGCGGUUCGGGCAGGUGGCGCGGUUCGGCUUCAUGCACCUGGUGGCGACUAACCUGGCGGUGUGGGUGCGAGCCGUGGUGUGGGACGCGGCCACCGUGUGGAUGCUCAACACCUACGGCGACGGCAAGGACCACGAGGUUCCCCCCCAGGCAGAGCAGGUGAUCAAGAUGCACCACUGCUUCCAGAAUAACUCACUGGGCAGGCUGUGGACAGACGCACAGCCUUACCUCUUCCCCUUCCUCGUGCAGUACAGCCUGAUCGCGGCGGCAGUGACCUACGUAAUGUGGUGCAACGUGGGCAAGGAGAGGCUGAAGAAACUGACGCAGAACAAGCCAGAGAUGGAAGACUCGACCACGCUGGACAAACGAGGAGUGAGGAAAGGUUACUGGAAGGUGGACUGCAGGUCAGCCUCCAAGGGGCUAUUCCUGGGCCUGCUGUGUUUGGUGGGAGGCACAGUCAUUCUUAUAAUAUUUUUUGUCAUGAAAGACCAAGAGGCAUUUAGACAACGUUUGUUCUGGCUCACCACCUCCACACACACCCUCCUGCUGUCCCUGUCCAUACUGGUGACUGUAAUAGGGUUCCUGCAGGUGCCCAAGCUGUCUUUAUCGACGUCCUCACGCCCCUUAGACCUGGACAAACUCCUUCUGUCAGCCACUAUAAUGGGUGUAUAUAUAUUCGCUAUUUUUGGAAUGAUUGUUGGCGGUAUAAGCUACCAGGUGCCAGAAUAUUUGGCCACCUUCUGUCUCCACCUCUUGCUGCUUGUACAGGUGUCCCUUCAAGAUAUGCUAGUAGCGGAGGCCUCGAGACGUACGUGCACUAGUCGCUAUCAGAUGGUGACCAAGCCGGGGAGACAAGUAAUAACUUUCCUCCUCUUCUCGAACAUCACGCUCUGGGGUCUUGACACGUUCAUGACACACUCAACUGUCUCUCAGGAGUUCCAGUUUGGCUUCUACGGUUUGUUAGCUUGGGGUGUUCUGUCCAGGGUGUCUUUACCCCUUCUGAUUCUAUAUAGAUUUUAUUCAGGGGUGAUUCUAGUGGAAAUUUGGAAGAAUACUUAUAGAACAAAGGCUGAUUAGUGUGUCUCUGUUUGUGUGUGUGUGUUUGUGUGUUUGUGUGUGUGAUUUGGUGAGGGUAUUUUUUUUUUUGGUUUGUGUUUGUUUUGUGUUCGUUUUGUGUUUGUUUGUUUGUUUGUUUGUUUGUUUGUUUGUCUACCUCGUUCUGUUUGAUUUCCUUUUUUUUUUGUUUCUCUGUUUUUUUUUCUUCUUCCUUCUCUUUCUUUUCUUGUUUCUUUUAAUGAUUAUUACUCUUCUCUUUCUUCCUCCUCUUCUUCCUUCUUCUUAGUUGAUUAUUCCUCUUCCUUAUUCUUCUCUUCUUCUUUUUAAGAUAAUUACUCCUCCUCCUCCUCCUCCUCUUCUUCUUCCUUCUUCAAAGACAGUAAUUCCUCCUCCUCCUCUUUCUCUUUCUCUCUCUCCCCUUUCCUCCUUCCUCCCACACCCUUUCUCCUCUUCUUCCUCCUCUUCCUCCACAAUAAUCAACUUCUCUUCUCCCUGUCUCCUCUUCCUCCUCCUCCUCCUCCUCCUCCUUGUACUUCCUUUGUCUCUCUUCUUCUCCUCAUCUUUCUUAUCUUCUUCCUCUUCCUCUUCUUCUCUCUAUAUCGACAAGAGGAAGAAGAGGAAGAAAGUUAUUAUUAUUAUUAUUAUUAUUAUUAUUAUUAUUAUUAUUAUUAUUAUUGUUGUUGUUGUUGUUGUUAAUGUUAUUGUAUUUGUAAGUAGCACAGGGAUUUAAGUAUAAGUCUUCGCACGAAUGUAAAGUAACUUAUAAUAUUAAGAAAAAAAAAGAAAAAAAAAGAAAAAAAAUAUAUUAGUUUUAGUUUCUCAAUAAUUUUGUUGCUCAAAAAUAAAAAUAAAAAGUAAAAAAAAAUAUAUAUAUUAAAUAAGUCAGAGAUCUAGAGUGUAUGUAUGUAUUUAUGUACUCGUAUGUGUGUGUGUGUGUGUGUGUGUGUGUGUGUGUGUGUGUGUGUGUGUGUGUGUGUGUGUGUGUGAAGCAGGGCUGUGUAUGGGAGGCCCUGUGCUUCUUACUGUUGUUUUUGUUGUUGUUGUUGUUAAUUUCUGUCUUGUUCUUGUUAAUAAAGAUAAUGUAAUGGAAGCUAA
Molecule: messenger RNA, 3108 nt
Organism: Scylla paramamosain (green mud crab)
Lineage: Eukaryota; Metazoa; Arthropoda; Malacostraca; Decapoda; Portunidae
Product: proton channel OtopLc-like
Exons: 11
Biological process (GO): proton transmembrane transport
Cellular component (GO): membrane
Molecular function (GO): proton channel activity
Source: RefSeq, a predicted model, not a curated record